UAGUCGUCCAUGAAAAAGUGGGCUUAGUUUCAAAAAUAUUUUUAGUUACAAUACUCAUACAAUACUGAUAUCAAGCACAAAAAAACACAUCAAAUGGCGGAACCAGAUAAUAAAAUAGGUGGUGGGGAGGCCGUGAAACGAUGCUGCAGUUUCCAUUGGAGAGGAAAGUCAUCUAUCCUAAUACCCAUUGCGACGUUGCCAGUGUUAGUGUAUGGGUACCUUGAUGGCGGAAAGGCAUUUAUUUGCAUGUAUCUGGUCUUAAACAUGGCACUUUUCUGGAUAAGCGAAGCUAUUCCCCUUUAUUUAACCGCAUUGUUUCCGGUCGUGUUUUUGCCACUCUUCCAAAUUUUGCCCUCCGACCAAGUAUGCCGUUUUUACUUCAGUGAUACAGUGGUUAUGUUUCUCGGUGGCUUGAUAAUCGCUUUAGCGAUAGAGUAUUGUAAUCUUCAUCAGCGCAUCGCCUUGACAGUUAUUCUUAUAGUGGGCUGCAGUCCAAGGCGAUUGCAUCUCGGCUUAACAAUGGUCACCUGCUUUAUAUCGCUUUGGAUUUCAAACUCUGCGGCAACUGCUAUGAUGUGUCCAAUUGUAAAAGCCGUUCUAAACGAAAUGGAAGCGUCCAAUAUUUUUGCAAUUUACAAAACCCAGGAAGAGGAACCAAUGGAGGAAGGCGAUCCACCACAUCCGUCGACAAUCUCAAUGUCCUUUUAUUUUGCCGUUGCGUAUGCCUCAACUAUUGGCGGAUGUGGCACUCUAAUUGGAACAGGAACUAAUUUGACCUACAAAGGUCUGUACGAAACGCGAUUUCCCGACUCCGAGGACAAAAUUACCUUCCCCCUUUUUAUGAUGUAUUCGCUUCCAUUCGUUGUGGUCGUUCUAGUUGUUCUCUGCUGGAUUUCCCUUCAAAUAACUCACAUGGGUUUGUUUCGACCCAACAGUAAGGUGGGUCAGGAGGUAAAAAAAGGAGGUGAGGCGCAGGAUGUCGUUAAAGCCGUGAUCAAGGAACGCAAGAACGAUCUGGGCAAGAUGAGCUGCCAUGAGAUUCAGGUAGCCCUUCUGUUCAUCCUUAUGGUUAUUUUGCUUUUUACUCGAUCGCCAGGAUUCUUUCCUGGCUGGGCCGACUUUCUGAAUGCAAAAAAGAUAGAUAGUGGUCCCCCAGUGUGGGCGGCAACCAUGUUGCUCUUUGCACUGCCUACACAGUACACAUUCUUCAAGUACUGCUGUGGCAAGGCUCCUUUUCCAGGACAAACAUUGGAUGCCUGCAUGUCCUGGGUCUAUACCCACAAGUAUACCCCAUUCGGCUUGUGCUUUUUGCUGGGAGGAGGGUUUGCUUUGGCGGAGGGCAGUCGGGUAAGCGGAAUGGCAAAAAUGCUGGGCGACUCCCUUGCGUUUGCCGCAAAUAUGCCCGCCGCACUUGUGGUGGGGAUGUGCAUCAUAAUUUCAAUAUUCUGCACGGCAUUUGCCUCUAACGUGGCAAUGUGCAACAUUCUGAUCCCGAUAUUCUCAGAGAUGGCUCUCGCCAUCAAGGUGCAUCCAAUCACACUAACAUUGCCAGCAGCAUUGGCUUGCAGCUUGGCUUUUCAUUUGCCAGUGAGCACGCCACCAAAUGCAAUCAUAUCGGGCUAUGCGGGCAUCAAGACAAAAUACAUGGCAGCGGCCGGGGUACUGCCAUCAUUUUGGGCUUUUUGGUGUCUUCUUAUAACUGGAGCCUUAUGGACCCGGGUGAUCUAUCCGAAUUCAAGUUCGUUCCCCGAUUGGGCAACAUAACAAAAAAACACCUAUAAAAGUUAAACAUUUUCGGAUAAAAAAAUCAAAAGUGUAAAUUAUAAAUAUGUAAAUAUAAUUUGGAGAAAUUAUUGUAGCAGAAAUAAAAAUUGUUUAUUUAUGGUGUCAUUGAA
This is a messenger RNA of Drosophila ananassae, 1895 nucleotides long. Its product is annotated as protein I'm not dead yet 2. Gene Ontology annotation, molecular function: citrate transmembrane transporter activity; succinate transmembrane transporter activity. The transcript has 10 exons. NCBI's taxonomy places the organism in Eukaryota, Metazoa, Arthropoda, Insecta, Diptera, Drosophilidae. Gene Ontology annotation, cellular component: membrane. The coding region runs from base 94 to 1764 and encodes 556 amino acids. The record is from RefSeq and is a predicted model, not a curated record. Gene Ontology annotation, biological process: citrate transport; monoatomic anion transmembrane transport.